AGCAUGGCCGGCACAGACUACAGCGAUGUUGUGCUGCCGGCGUCGCUGCUCGACACGGACCUUUACAAGUUCUCUAUGCAGCAAGCAGUCCUCCACCACUUCCCAGACGUCGAGGGCACAUACCGCUUCACCCACCGCGACAAGGAUGUGUUCUUCACCCGCGAAUGUUUCCACCGCUUCCAGCGUUCUGCCUCGCAAUUCGACAAAAUCAAGCUCACACCGGAUGAACGCGAGUGGCUAGCAAAAGCGUGCCCGUACCUCAAGCCGUCCUACCUCGACUUCCUUGCAGCGUACCGCUUUAACCCCACACAGCUCCGUUUGAGCUUUGAGCCGAUCCCUGAGGACAUAGACAGGGAUGCGCGCGGGGACGUGAAAGCGAGAGGAGACAUUCACAUUCACGCGGUGGGACCAUGGCGGGAAACCAUCCUUUGGGAGGUCCCUCUUAUGGCCUGCUUGAGCGAGAUAUACUUCACGACCGCCGAUAAGGACUGGAACUACGACGGACAAGAAGAGCAGGCGUAUGAGAAGGCGAAGACACUUCUUGCGGCCGGCUGCUCCUUCAGCGAGUUUGGUACUCGCAGACGACGGUCGUACCGCACGCAGGACAUAAUUAUGGAGGCCAUUCUGCGUGCGCAGAAAGACAGUCCAGAUGCCCCCGCCAGAGUGUCCGGGACCAGCAACGUGCACCUCGCGAUGAAAUACAAUGUGCUACCUAUGGGAACCAUUGCUCACGAAUGGUUCAUGGGUGUCGGUGCGCUCAAGGGCUACGAGCACGCCAACUCGACCGCACUCAAGCUCUGGGAAGAAGUCUACCACAACGUGCUCCUCAUCGCCCUCACGGACACGUUCUCCACCGAAGCCUUCUACGCAGAUUUCGCCCAAGACUCGCACUUUGCGCAGCACUGGACCGGGCUGCGCCAGGACUCGGGCGACCCGUUCGCGUAUGCCCCCCGCGCGAAGGAAGUGUACGAACGGCUCGGGGUGGACUACCGCACGAAGAUGAUCAUCUUCUCGGACGCGCUCACCGUCGAGAAGGCGCUCGCGCUGAAGAAGCAGUGCGACGAGCUCGAGCUCAAAUGCUCGUUUGGGAUCGGCACGUCACUCUCGAACGACUUCAAGAAGGCGUCGAAUGGGGCGGAGAAAAGCCGUGCGCUGAACAUGGUCAUCAAGCUUUCCUCCGUGGACGGAAAGCCGACGGUGAAGAUCAGCGACGAUAUCACCAAGAAUACGGGAGAGCCGGAAACCGUCCGCGAGGUCAAGGCAAUCUUCGGGAUCCCGGUCACCGACAAGGACGAGGUUGUACUGUAGACAGCCUCACAAUGGAAGACAUAGAAAAGGAACCGGAGGAGCAGACUAUACCAGUGUAUCUCUAACUGUAAUAUGACUUGAUCACUCGACGUAUGUGAUCAUGAACGAUAUCCG
Trametes versicolor FP-101664 SS1 is the source of this 1422-nucleotide messenger RNA. RefSeq names its product nicotinate phosphoribosyltransferase. The coding region runs from base 4 to 1308 and encodes 434 amino acids. Gene Ontology annotation, biological process: NAD+ biosynthetic process. The record is from RefSeq and is a predicted model, not a curated record. Gene Ontology annotation, molecular function: nicotinate phosphoribosyltransferase activity. The transcript is spliced from 10 exons. NCBI's taxonomy places the organism in Eukaryota, Fungi, Basidiomycota, Agaricomycetes, Polyporales, Polyporaceae.